Triticum urartu is the source of this 4795-nucleotide messenger RNA. NCBI's taxonomy places the organism in Eukaryota, Viridiplantae, Streptophyta, Magnoliopsida, Poales, Poaceae. The record is from RefSeq and is a predicted model, not a curated record.
CCAACCCAACAUUCCUUCCUCCUCUGCUCUCGACGACAGCGGGGACGGUGCGCGGAGACGCCGGACGGCGGGCAAGGGCGAAGGCGUGUCGCCUUGGGGCUGCUGUGUUCCACUCCACGGCCGGCAUGGCCGCCUCUCCUCCGUCGCUGGAGCUGGAAAUCUACUCCGUCGCAGGCUCAGGUCAGCUUCCACCAACCCGCCUGCCCGCCAGGUGCUUGCGUGUAUGCCCACAAGUCACAAGAUUCGUUCCGCCAACAAGUCAGCUUGCGAGCGCGAGAGGGAUCUCACGCUCGCUCGCUUGCUUGAGUGGUUUGAUUUGACAUCCGGCCAGGUCCACUCGCUUUCGACUCCCGCCGGCAGCUACGGAUGCCAACCUAUCUACUACGAUCUAGUUCUAGUGUGAAUACUUUGGGCCACCUCUUAAUUUCCUCUUGCUUGCUUUGCUUCCAUCAGCCCAGCAAGGCAUGACGCAGCCUAUUUGAUGCUCCUGUGCUGUACCCACACUCGAAUCAACCAAUGCAUCUAUCUGUUCCGGUUCCAAUUCCAAUUCGGUGAGAGUAUAAUCAACGCCGCCAACUAUAGGGAACAACCAUCACCCGGGUGUGAAUGCUAUAGUGGUUUAGAUCAAAAUUAUGUACGAAUUAAGUAUUGUGACAUUUGCUCAUCGCUCUAUAUGGUUUACAUCAUAGUUUUUUAGGAGCAGUAUGGAUUAUGCAUAUCCUAAAUUCUUCUUUUUUUGUAUGCGGAUUCUAUAAAAGUUCUCGAAAUAGUAGGCAUGUAAUUCUAGGUUUUCUUAAAACAUAUACAAUUUCCCGAAAGAAUUUACAGUGAGAUUACAAGGAAUUAGCAUCAUGGAUUAUCAGUCAUCCUCUUAAAAAUUGAAAUUUGGAAAAGUAGCAAGCGUCAUAAAAACAUAUAUAUUUUUCGGUGAUGAACGGAAAAUCAAUGUCUAGUCUAUAUAUUGUACGUGGAUACAGUUUGUUUUCGUUACAUUAGUGGUUCAGAGUUCAGAGUAAUAGAAUUCCCACGUGUAUCAACCAUAUAUCACUCACUAGUCCGGCACAGCAGUGUAAAAUCAAACCGAGAGAAGUCUAUCUGCCCCGGUGACUUUUCAGCACGUACGGCACGGCAGUGUAAAAUCAAACAGUGACAGGCCUAUCUGCCCGGGUGACUUUUCAGCACGGCACAGCAGUGUAAAAUCAAACGGAGAGAGGCCUAUCUGCCCGGGUGACUUUUCAGCACGACUUGUCUGCCUCGAUCGGGGUUUACCAGUCCAAAAAUCUACUUCCCCAGCUCAAAAUAGAUAAAUCUAUUUUAAGUAGACACAGUUUGUUUCGUUCUGUUUCGAUCGGGUUUUGCCAGAUAUUAUUUUGGAAAUCAAACUGUGGACGCGACCAGUCCCAUAUGAUUACCAUUGCACGCAGCAUACGACGAUCGACGCACGGAUGGAAUCUCGUCAUCGUCUUCCUCCUCGUCCGACUCCAUGGGAAUGCUAGUCCCUCUAGUCGUACGCGGAGCUGUCUCUCGCAUCACCUCCGGGCCCCAUGGUGAGAGGUAUGCCAAUAUAGAUGAACCUCUAUAAGAAGAGACUUUCCAUUGAGCUCCACCGGCACAAAACAAAUAACCUACUCCAGCUGCCAUGCGACUAGCCAUGGAGACCUCCCCUCAACUAAAGCUUGUCUCGCUUGUUCUCCUGCUAGCCUCGUUUUCCCAUGCCAUCGCAGCAGCAACCCCAUCUCUCCUGGAAGAACAGGCUGGAGCCCUCCUUGCCUGGAAAGCCACCAUACGUAGCCCCCCAGCCCAGCUGCAGUCCUGGGGAAGCAACAUCACAUGGCCAUGCACCUGGUAUGGCAUCAAGUGCGGCAAGAACCAAGCGGGGCACCAGGAGGUCAUGAUCACCGAGAUAUCUCUGCGGGGUUUGCGGCUGAGAGCGGCGUUGGAAUCCCUCAACUUCACGGCGUUGCAUACUCUCACGAGUAUCCGACUCCCGUACAAUCAGAUAAGGGGCCCCUUUCCACCCACUUUAGCAUCAUCUUUGCCAAACCUGCGACACCUAAUGCUUGCAGGAAAUAAAAUCUUUGGUGAAAUACCAAGGCAAAUUAAACACCUAGAGAGCCUAGUGGGGCUGAAUUUGUCAAAGAACCACCUAUCCGGUCCCAUCCCUAGUGAACUAAGCUAUCUAAAGAAGCUUGCCAAGUUAGAUUUUUCCAACAACCACCUCACAGGCCCCAUUCCAAAAAAUCUAUGGAAUUGUACUCAACUCACUAUCUUGUACCUAUGGGAUAACCAACUUUCCGGGAGCAUCCCACAAGAACUAAGUUACCUAGUGAAUCUAGAAUUAUUGGAUCUUGGCACAAACAAACUCACAGGUUCCAUCUCCAAUACCUUUGGAAAUUUGACCAAGCUCACUGCCUUAUACCUCGAUGGUAAUUGGUUCUCUGGUCAUGUUCCACGAGAAAUUGGCACCUUAUUGGAUCUCAGAUAUCUACAAUUUUAUGAUAACAAUCUCUCUGGCCCCUUACCACCUGAAUUGUGUGCUGGAGGUAUGCUCAAGAGAUUAAUUGCAUUUGACAACAAUCUCAAUGGACCUCUUCCAUCAAGUUUGGUGAACUGUAGAAGCCUAGAAAGAGUCCGCCUUGAAAGGAAUCAAAUAGAAGGAGAUAUUUCUGAGAUGGGGGUUUAUCCAAAUCUGGUCUACAUGGAUAUGACCUCAAAUAAUUUGUUUGGUCAGUUAUCUUAUCACUGGGGGGAAUGUCAUAAUCUUACGAUGCUACGCAUCUCAAACAACAACCUUACCGGGGAAAUACCCUCAAGUAUGGGGCAGCUAUCUCAACUAGGGUGGCUUGAUCUUUCAUCAAACAAGCUUGAAGGAGAGCUUCCAAGUGCACUAGGCAAUCUAAAAAAUUUGUUCAACCUGAGCCUCGGGGACAAUUUGCUCCAUGGAAGCAUUCCACUAGAAAUUGGAGCACUAUCCAAUAUAGAGUUGCUGGAUUUGUCAUCAAAUAACCUAGAUGGGUUGAUACAAAAUUCAAUUGAGCAUUGUUUGAAGCUUCGCCUUUUGAAGUUGAAUCACAAUAACUUCGGAGGAAACAUCCCUCCUGAGCUAGGGUUAUUACGUAGCUUGCAUGACCUAUUGGAUUUGAGUGAUAAUUCAUUUACUGGGGCAAUACCAAGCCAACUUAGUGAUCUGAUCAUGCUAGAUACUUUGAAUCUUUCACACAAUAAACUUAAUGGCUCCAUUCCGCCAUCAUUUCAGAGUAUGGAAAGCUUGACAUCCAUUGAUGUAUCUUAUAAUGAACUCGAAGGGCUGGUCCCAGACAGUAACCUCUUCCAAGGAGCUCCAAUGCAGCGAUUCAUGCAUAAUAAGAUGCUAUGUGGUGUGGUGAAAGGAUUGCCCCCUUGUAGUAGUGCAAAUCAGAGCAGAGGGGAAAGGAAAAGAUACAAAAUACUUGUAUUAGCCAUUGUUCCUGCUCUGCUAUCUCUUGUUCUUGCUGUGAUGACAUUGAUGUUCUGGCAUGAAAGGAAGAAAACCAAUGCAACUAACGACGAUAAAGUAACAAAAGAAAAAGUCUUCUCUAUCUGGGGUUUUGAUGGGGCAAAUGUGUUCAUGCAAAUUGUUGAAGCAACCAACAAUUUUAGCGAGAUGCAUUGCAUAGGAACCGGUGGGUAUGGAUCUGUCUACAAAGCUAGACUUCCAACAUGCGAAAUAUUUGCAGUGAAGAGGAUACACGUGAUAGAAGAUGAGCAUUGUGAGAAUGAGACAAUGUUCAAUCGUGAAAUUGAGGCAUUGGUGCAGAUCCGUCAUCGAAACAUUGUAAAACUAUUUGGGUAUUGCUCCUCUAACCAAAGCAGGUUCCUUAUCUAUGAAUAUAUGGAGCGAGGAGACUUGGCGAAAACACUAAAGGAUAAUGAAAGGGCAACUGAAUUGGACUGGACAAGGCGGAUACAUAUUGUGUUGGAUGUGGUUCAUGCUUUGGCAUACAUGCAUCAUGAUUGUUCGUCACCAAUAGUCCAUAGAGAUAUAACAAGCAACAACAUUUUGCUUGAUUAUGAAUUUAGAGCUUGCAUCUCUGACUUCGGUACGGCAAAAAUUCUCGAUCUUUAUGGGUGGAAUCUCACAAGGCUUGCGGGGACCAAAGGCUAUCUUGCCCCAGAGCUAGCAUAUACAGAAAACGUGACGGAGAAAUGUGAUGUAUACAGCUUUGGGGUGCUUGUUUUGGAGCUAUUUAUGGGAUCCCAUCCAGGAGAUUUGCUCUCAUCCCUCUCACUGGCCACCACGAACAAUGAACUGUGCCUGCAGGAUCUGCUGGACUCUAGGCUAGUGCUCCCAGAUGCUGGAAUCUCUAGAGAUAUACACCGCAUGCUCACUGUCGCAGUCCGGUGCCUGGAACCGAGUCCAUCACGCAGGCCAACCGCACGACAUGUCGAUGAUGAGCUAUCUACGAUUAAAGCUUGCGAAGAUCAUGUCGAUUAUUUGCACGCUGGCAUCACAUUUCCUGCACUGUAGCUAUGGCUAUGGAUGGUGAAUUCAUAUCAUGUGGUUUGUUCUCUGCUACCUACCUAUUUGCUUAAAGUGUCGUUUUCUCUGUAACUGGUAUAUAUGGAACUAUUAAACCUGUAGUAAACCGCUUCGAUUUGACCUUAACAUUGUAUGAAGAGGCAAUUCACUCCUGCAAAACAACGCUGCAAUGACGUGUCAGAAUAAGCUCCGCCGACAGGUUUCGCGCCACCUGGCCAGUCCUCAUCCGCCUGCCCGCUAGGCCGCCUGCCAGGUGCUUGUGUUUUUUCCCAUGAG